AUGGCUUCACUCGGGGACAACGCGCUUUACGAAACGACGACGGAGCUGAUAUCCGAGCAGGCUUUCAAAAUUGUCCUCUGGGUGGGCACUGGCCUCUGCCUGGCAGUCUGCAUCCUCCGCUUCUUGAUUAGACUCGUCUGCUUUCGCCGACUCCUUAUCGAGGACUACCUGGUUCUGGGAUCCAUGGCGAUCCUCGUCAGUAUCGCUGCAGUCCUCCAACGCUUCCUAGCAGACAUCUACCUGAUGAUGCACGUCCAAAAUCUCCAAGCCACUCCUGGACCGGACUUUCCGAGCCGCAUGUCUGCUGGCCUGCGAGCGGACGGCGCCGUGUUGAUCUUGGACACGGUGGGCAUCUGGCUCAUCAAGCUCAACUUCUUGGUCUUUUUCUACCGCUUAGGCCACCAGAUCCAGUCGUAUUUGAUCUUUUGGUGGAUUGCCUUCACCUUGGUCAUUGGCUGCUUGGCGGUGCUUCUCGGUGUCAUCCCUUACAGCUGCUCGUUCGGCAGCCUUGAACAUAUCGUCGUUCAGUGUGCGAGUGAGUCUAGCCUAAACUACAUAUACACGGCGUACAAGGUAUCAAUAUCCAUCGAUGUCCUGUCCGAUGUCAUCAUCAUCUGCUUCCCCGUUGUCAUAGUCUGGCAGACCAAGAUCAACCUGCGCCAGAAGCUCGUCCUCACGAGCAUCUUCCUCCUGGUCGCCUUCAACAUCGCUGUCACCAUCGUCCGUGGCAGCAUCUUCGGCAACGUGUAUGGGGCUGUGCAGGAGGCCAACCACAAAGUGCUCGACACAGCGUGGGCGUUAUUUUGGUUCUUUAUGGAAUACGUUGUUUCGUUUGUGAUCGCCUGUAUAAUCUCGUUCCGCUCGCUUUGGGUUAGCAGAAAGCAGAGCACAAAGGAUCGCGAGAAGGACAGAGAGGCGAUACACCUAAACGGAGCCCAGCAAGGUCACGCACAGGCUGAGUCACCAGUGCAGAAGAACAAGUCAUGGUGGCAGAAAGUCCAGAAUAGCCUCCUGAAUACUAUGGCUACUCUGGAGGGUACAACGCUUGACCGUCAUGAUUCUUCGUUCCUUCGUCCUUGGAUUCCCUCGCCGCACAUGGGCGUCGACUUUUCCAAGUGGGGUAGUAACGUCGAAGGUAGCAGUACUGAUAGCCGCGCCUCUCGUUCUGGCUCUGGCUCUGGCUCGGUGCCUUCUACGUAUAACUUCGACGACGGCUCUAGCAGAACAGAAGUGAGCCGGUCUUACCCAGGGAACGAUUGA
Truncatella angustata is the source of this 1260-nucleotide messenger RNA. RefSeq lists its product as uncharacterized. Lineage: Eukaryota; Fungi; Ascomycota; Sordariomycetes; Amphisphaeriales; Sporocadaceae. The record is from RefSeq and is a predicted model, not a curated record. Bases 1 to 1260 code for a protein of 419 amino acids. The transcript is spliced from 4 exons.